This is a messenger RNA of Gigantopelta aegis, 2988 nucleotides long. Its product is annotated as sodium-coupled monocarboxylate transporter 1-like. Gene Ontology annotation, cellular component: membrane. The transcript has 16 exons. Bases 814 to 2745 code for a protein of 643 amino acids. Gene Ontology annotation, molecular function: symporter activity. The record is from RefSeq and is a predicted model, not a curated record. Gene Ontology annotation, biological process: sodium ion transport; transmembrane transport. NCBI's taxonomy places the organism in Eukaryota, Metazoa, Mollusca, Gastropoda, Neomphalida, Peltospiridae.
UGUAUUUUGUUCAUAUAGAUCUGGUUUAGAAACGAGUAUUCAUACAACCAGCACAAACUGGAUUACAUUGUUACUUAUAUAGUCAGCAUUUUAAUACUCUAACGAGACACACUACAACAAAAUCAGGGAUAGCUUAGAUCUCUUUUAGAAAGCAGUAUUUAUGUUAUCAACGCGCAGAAUCGGUGGAAGGUGAGGUUAUCACAUUUGAUUGGCUGCUUCAGAGACGCUUCACAUUUUAAUGCACGAUCGAUUUUAGUGACAAAUCCUUGACAGCUACUAGUACAUAUUUUAUGGUACACUAUAUGUAGGUGUGAUUUAGAAAGCAGUGUUUCUGUGCAGGGUCGCAAGCGAGGAUUACUAUAUUUGAUUGGCUAUUCCAGUGACGUUUCAGUUUUUCGAUGUGUGAACUCGUUCAGGCAUGCAAUAAUAAAACCGGGACUAACUGUAUUAUUUUGUUGCUCGCUUUAUCUAUGUGGUGUUUACAAAACAGUAUUACCUUUCGUGACUGAAAGCUAAGAUUAUUAUCAGUGAUAGGUCUGAUUUAGAAAGCAGGUUUUUUUUUCUGAAAUAAGCGCGUCAACAGAGCAAGUUGGGAUUCUGGUAUUCAGUUAGCUACUCUGAGGGAAUUGUCCUGGCGGUCAGUUUGAAAAGACGAACUAAAGGAGAAAACAAAUCAAACAAAUAAACACAAGCAUAUUCUCUGUCUAAUAUCUCAGUGUUGUUAACAUAAAGCAGAAAAAACAAAACUAAAUUCCAACUCUCAAAGUGGACCGCAACUUGGAAAAGGCGUGAAUCCGAUAAAAACGAAACAAAAUGGAGGGUUCCGGCGUCCGUUCGUUUGAAACGGCCGACUACGUGGUAUUCGCUCUUAUGUUGUCUGUGUCUGCAGGAAUUGGCAUUUUCUAUGCCUUCUGGGGAGGAAGGCAGAAAACAACAAAAGAAUUCUUGAUGGCGGACCGAAGUAUGCAGAUCGUGCCAGUAGCCAUCUCGAUCCUUGUUUCGUUUAUGAGUGCGAUCCUGAUUUUAGGAACACCGGCCGAGAUGUAUAAUAAUGGCACAGAAUACAUUCUCUACACGUUCGGUAUCUGCCUUGCCAUCGUCUUGUCGACUGUACUGUUUGUACCACUGUUGUUCAAUCUGAAGCUAACAAGUUCUUUUGAGUACCUGGAGAAACGAUUUCAGUCUCGAGCAGCCAAACUCAUUGGGACCAGUCUCAUGAUUAUACAGCAGAUCGUAUAUAUGGGCAUAGCAACAUUUUCACCUUCGACCGCACUGGAAGCUGUGACUGGUUUUCCGGUAUGGGCUACCAUUAUUACAGUGGGUUUGGUGUCAACGUUCUACACGUCUCUAGGAGGUAUGAAAGCCGUUGUUUGGACAGACGUGUUCCAGUCUCUGGUCAUGUUAGCUGGGCUACUGGCUAUUCUUAUUGAGGGUUCAAUGAUUAUUGGUGGUAUGGAUCAAGUGUGGAGAAUCAACGAUGAGUGGGGUCGCAUUCAUUUCUGGAAUUUCAGUGUUGAUCCUACUCAACGUCACAGUUUCUGGUCACUGAUCAUAGGGGGCGCUGUAGGGUGGACGGCCACGUACGGCGUGAAUCAAGCCAGUGUGCAGAGAUAUUGUGCCCUGCCCACUCUGAAGAAAGCGAAAAUAUCUGUGAUGCUGAACAUAUUUGGUGUGAUUCUGCUGGUACUGGUCGUUUGUCUGGCGGGGAUUAUCAUGUUCGCCUAUUACGCCAUGAAAGGGUGCGACCCGCUCAGCGCUGGAUACAUCGCCAACUCGAACCAGCUGUUACCUUUCUUUGUUAUGGAGAUACUAGGAUACCCCGGACUUCCUGGCCUCUUCAUAUCCUGUCUCUUUAGUGGGGCUCUCAGCACGAUGUCCUCGUGCCUGAACGCCCUGGCUGCUGUGACGUGGGAGGAUUUCCUCAAAACUUCCCUGGACGACCGACUCACUGAGAGUCAGAAGACUCUUCUCACCAAAUUCCUAGUAUUAGUGUUUGGGGGAGCUGGUAUCGCAAUGUCCUUCGUCGCAAUGAACCUAGGCGGGACAGUUUUACAGGCCUCUCUGAGUUUCACGGGCGCGGCAUCAGGACCGAUCCUCGGUAUCUUUGCUCUAGGAGCCUUUUUCCCAUGGGCCAACUGGAUCGGUGCCUGUGUAGGCGGUGUACUGGGACUUGUGUUCCCUAUGUGGAUUGUGAUCGGCAGCUACAGCGUCGUCGGUCCGCCGUCCUCAAUGCGCUUUCCCACAGACAACUGCACCGCCCCCAACAUCACCACGACACUGAUGACGACACUGGUUACCAUGACAACGACAGAGACACCACCAGUGGAAGAGAUUUCAGGGAUCAGUCUGCUGUAUACAGUGUCGUACCUGUGGUUACCGAGCAUUGGCGCCGCCACCGUGGUCGUCGUCGGGUUGAUAGUCAGCUUCAUUACAGGUCCUAUGAAGGUGGGUGACGUGGACUCCAAGUAUAUGGUUCCGUUCUUUGAUCGUCUUUUCUGCUGUCUGCCAGAGCGCGUCAGUCGAGUACUCAGGUGUAACCAGGAGUUUGAGGAUCCAGAGACGUCCAAUGUUAAGGAGGACGAGUUCAUCAUCACACCAGGGGGAGAUGUUACGAGUAAUGGCACCACAGGAGAACCCGCUGUGCUAUUCCAGAAAGCGGAUCCAUCUUUACCUGUCAGCGGCAUGUCAAUUAAAUUCAUCAACCCUGAUUACACAAAAAACACGUACAGUUCAGAGUAUUUAUAAACAAUGCCCCGUAUUAGUAUAUUAAUUACCUUUGUAUUAUUCAGUAUUUUGUUUUCAAUUGUUUUAUUGUGUGUAAGGUCAUAAGCCCAUGUAUACAGUUGUUCAAACAAUUAGCCGGCUGUUUACGUUUAUGUACAUGUAUAAUCAUAUUCUGAAAGCAUGACUAACAAGAGAAAUUAAAAAGAAAGAAAGAACGACAGAAAAAAACAACUAUAUAAUUAAAAUGAUCUAAUGGAUUUUCAA